UAUGGAAAUUUUAGGAACAACACUCUUUGGAGUUGGAAGGAUGGGCAAAAUUCAUGCAAAGAACAUCAAUGAACAUCCACAACUGGAUUUGCGUUAUUUAGUGGAUGAAAAUAAAGAAUGUAGCAAGACGGUAAAAGGGAAAAUCAACAAAAUUACAGCUUUAUUUCCAAAUGAAGCAACUAUUGCUUUGGAAAAUAGUGAUAUAAAAGCAUGCAUUAUAUCUACUCCUUUUUCCUCUCAUAGGGAUAUAGUUGAGCAAUGCCUAAAAUAUAGAAAGCAUAUUUUAUGUGAAAAACCUUUGACACCUACACUUAAGGAAGCUGAAGAAUUGUUUAAAAUUGCUGAGACUAGAGGCCUGAAUCUGAUGGUGAAUUUUCAAAGAAGAUUUGAUCCCCAAUUUAGAGAGAUAUAUGAUUUAGUUAGAAAGGGAGAAAUAGGGAACGUAAGGGUUAUCAAGACCACUUCAAGGGAUCCGCCAGCCAUGGUUUCUCUUGAUUAUUUGAAAAGUUCUCCUGGCAUAUUUUUUGAUAGUGCUAUUCACGAUAUAGAUAUAAUAUGUUGGCUAGCCAAUUCUAAGCCUACUUCAAUUUAUGCAGUUGGUAGCGCUACUGAUGAAUUGUAUGCAGAACAAGGAGAUGUUGAUAGCUGUUGCAUCACUAUAACGUUUGAAAAUUCAAUCAUUGGUAACAUUGAAGUGAGUAGAAAUGCUGUUCAAGGCUAUGAUCAGCGAUUAGAAGUGUUUGGUAGUAAAGGUACUUUACAAAGCGAUAAUAAGCGCCAUAAGUUGGUUAAACAUCUUAAUGAAGAGGGAGAAAGAAUUGAUCCCAUGAUACAAGAUUGUACUGAAAGAUAUGCAGAGGCCUAUAAGGAAGUUCUAAGUCAUUUUGUAAAAGCUACUAACGGAACGGAGGAAAUAAUCGUGAAACCUAAUCAAGUUCUCAUGGCAACCCAUUUGGCCGAAUUGUGCAAAAAAAGUCUAGCCAGCGGUAACAAAGAAUUUGUUACCUUGAGCUUUUAG
Dimorphilus gyrociliatus is the source of this 1018-nucleotide messenger RNA. NCBI's taxonomy places the organism in Eukaryota, Metazoa, Annelida, Polychaeta, Dinophilidae. The record is from the annotation of a GenBank genome assembly.